Messenger RNA from Protopolystoma xenopodis, 471 nucleotides. Lineage: Eukaryota; Metazoa; Platyhelminthes; Monogenea; Polystomatidea; Polystomatidae. The record is from the annotation of a GenBank genome assembly.
UGUCUUCGGGAGAUACGCCGCCGACUUCAUCUGGCAGCGGCAUUUCCUGAGCAAGAUGCUUCUGCCUGGCUUGUCGCUGGCCUGACAGCCCUUGCCCGUCUGCAUUCCGGCCAGCUUCCAAGCUCAGUCGAUGGUCGACUUGAAGCCUCUGAUUUCCCAUUCUCAAACCAUACCCUGCUAGAGUUCACCUCUUUCCUUCCACAAGAACUGUCCGCCAACCACCAUGAUUCACCGGCUCACGGCGUGGAUCUCACGGCUAUUCUCAAGCUUCCCUCAGUGCGAACUAUACUUGCCGAUGCAACCGCCUACUUGACCUCGCGUCUCGGUGAUUUAGCCGUCGAUUCUUUCGGGCCUCCAUCUUCCCCCUUAAGCUCCCAAGCUCAUCUUGCCUUUUCUCUACUCGGACAGCCUUUUUUCUCAGAUAAACAGGAGUAUCCUUCCUUAGUCUGCCACAACGAAUGUACUUCUUAA